Molecule: messenger RNA, 3481 nt
Organism: Priapulus caudatus
Lineage: Eukaryota; Metazoa; Priapulida; Priapulimorpha; Priapulimorphida; Priapulidae
Exons: 9
Coding region: 119-3451 (1110 amino acids)
Biological process (GO): centrosome cycle; regulation of cellular localization; establishment or maintenance of cell polarity
Cellular component (GO): apical plasma membrane; cell cortex; nucleus
Molecular function (GO): protein kinase C binding
Source: RefSeq, a predicted model, not a curated record
AGCAAACUUCGAUUUGCAUCAUCAACGUCUGCGUCACAACCAGUUAGGCAUUCUUGCAAAGAUGAAAGAACCCUAUUUAUUAGCGUCGAAGAUUCAAGAUGGCGUAUGACAGCGCGAGAUGCAGGUAAACAAGGAGCCAUGUGAAGUGACUGCUGAUGGAGACAUUCUAUUUGGCAACGGCAAGCGGAUAGUACAGCAGCCAUGGUAUGAUGUGCAAGAGCACUAUGAGCCAGUAGCAUGUGACCUGCCAUCAUCAAAUUCCAACCUCAUGUCCAAGAGUUCCAGGACAGGUGUACCUAUUCCUGCACCAAGAAAAUGUAACAUGGCCGCAAAGGAAUCUAGUCGCGAGUCAUCUUCGGUCAAGGCAAUUCUGGACAGAUUUGAGCAUAACAAUGAUGGGGUAAAUGCCAAUGCUGAUCGUAAUGCGAAAAGAACGGCACAUUCAAACAAAAUCGCAACAAAUCGUCCCACCAGUUCCGCUCCUGGAGCUCAUGGCAAGGUGAUGCGAAACAGGAAGGUUCUGAGCAAUGCCUUGUCACUGGAAGAUAUCAGCGAAGGCGAGUGCCUUGAGUUAAAGCUAAGUGAACGGCUGCGUGCGCAGGUCAACGAGGACCUAGCGGCAGCCGGUCUCGAAGGUGACAAUCAACUGCUGAUACUGGACGAAUGUGGCAUCAAUCUCACGACAGCCAAACCCUCGCGCCAACGUGCGUGUCGUGAUUUACAGACACCCACGCUCCAGCAGUCUGCUCUCACACCCGCAUCUAAAUCCAAACAGAAGUCCGGUCCGUGCUUCGACGUAUUGGCCGCGGUUCUCGCCGAUGUAGUACGUGACUGCGUUGAUGGAAAGGUAGAGACCUGCGGCCGUAGUUCGUCACCGUCGCUGUCACCGUCUUUGUCACCGACGUCGUCAUUGCAUUCUGACUUUGUUCACCUUGUAUGUGACAACACAAACAUUGCUGUCCCCUUGCAAGAUUCAGUGCAGGGUGAGUCAUCAUCUCGGAAUGUACCGAAAGAACACCUACCGUCUUCUGCCAAAUUACACGUAUCAGAUCGUGUCGCGUUGUGGGGUCAGAGUGCCGAGCGAUCGCAGAGACAGAGAGUCAUUUCGUCGGCCGUGUGUGAACCCGCUGUCAUCACUGACCAUGUUCCACCCUCUUCUACACAUUUACACGUGUCGGACAGCGCCGCGUCUUUUGGUCAGAGUGGCGAACGAUCACACAGACUCACCUCAGCAAAUGUUUGUGAACCUGCCGUAGUCUUUGACCAUGUUUCACUGAUGCACGAGCCUUUAGAAAACUCUCAAAUUAAUCGGGUGUGCGCCGGUUCAGCAGGAGUAAUAAAAAAAUCUGGCGACGAUGUAAGUGAAAGAUCAACUGCUCCGUCUUUGUUGCUGUCGAUGCAGAAUGAGCGCGAUCCACGAGAAUGUGGAGCAUCCAUUCGGCUUGAUAGUAAUCCUUUUCCUCGCAGCACAGAAGAAGCCACCUCUCCCGACGCCGGCGUGAUCCACGCCGAUCCGCAUCGCGUCGCAACUCGCCGAAGUUCUCGAUUCUCGAAAAGCUCCUCGCUCGAUUCACGAGUGAACGCCUACGCGUGCUGCCACUGCCGCUGCCACGGAGACGACUCGGCGACAACGCAUAUCAGCUCAGUGCGACCGCUUGGUGACGAAUGGAAAGACGCUCAUGUGGUCACCACUGAGCGUGCAGUGACCGAAGGUAACGAGGCUGCAGCGGACAGCGGACUGACGAAGAUAAGCGUCGCGCAUGCCAACAAACAUUCCGUCGAGGACAUAAGACGAGUUCCCGACAAAAUCUACUGUGCAAUAUGCAAGCCGAAGGGCGAGCGGAAAAUAACGACCGAGAGAGUUCGGAACGGUAUGCACAAGCGGAUUCCGCACAGAGUCGUCGCAGUUCUGAGUGAUGCAACGCAGCCUCUCGACACGGAGGACAGCAGUGGUAGCGAUUCAGAUUAUGGUGUGUACGAGCCGAUGAAUGAGGAGCGGAAAUUUCUCGAGAACCUAAAGCUAGCGAGCAUCCAGCCCAUGCCAGCAGUUCAUGCUGAAGGCAGUGUCCUCAUGGGUAACUCUCCAGGACGAGAGCCACUUGAUCACAACCCUGAUGUUAGCACCGACACAAAAAAUAACUGCAUUCCGGCCCGGACUGAAAUCAGUAGAAGCGGGUACGAUCACUCACUAAAGCAAGACAAAAUCCUUCCCAAUGACCGAGUGCCCGAAGCUCAACAAUCGCAUGUUGAUGUGGAAGACAAAUCGCCUGCAAAUUCUUCUAGUGAAAUUCGCGAUGUGGGUUUGGCAAGGAACAGCAUACACUCCACAUCGUCGCAACACAUACACCAGCGUGCCGGUGUUUCCUCUGAGGCUCACAUAGAUGGAAACCCACUGUACGAGGCUUCCUUUUUCCAAGAAACACCUUCUCUUGCGGAAUCCAUGCCAGCUGAACAUAUCUAUGAGGCGGUCAGCGUGACCAUGACACAUUCAUCUGGCAAGCAGGAGCGUUCGUGUUCACCUGACAGCAACGAUCCAGGCUACGCAGAGAUAAAUUCCACACUGCUGGGAGGAGACGAUACUCUGUCAGUGGCAGUGCAAACAGGUCAGAAAGUGCGUUCAGAACCGGUCUACGCCAUGGUAGACCGAAGCAAGAAGACGCCUCGGAAGCCAGUGAGCACCGGCAACACGUCUCCAUCCUCGACACCAGCUCCUGUAGCUGCUAACGGAGGAGCAGACGUGCGAAGGUUGACGGACGUGGCGCCCUCCCUUCCUCGCGAGCAGCCCCCACCCUUACCCGAGAGACAGAACGUGGAGGGCACUGCAAGGUCGCACGACAGCACAGUUACUUCCCACAGUAUUAGCAAUGGACUGCAACAGGAGCGGUCUGUGUCACACUCCUUUCGCACAAGCAUUAGUGACAAGGCGAAACAGGCAAAGGGGUUGAAGAUGUCAUUUGUCAAAGAUUUAUUCUACAAGAGAAAAAAGACGCAGCGAGAUCGGUCGAGUCUGUAUCUCGACGAUGGCGUUCUACACGAUGCACCAAAGCCAACUGAAAGAAAGUCGAUGCUCAGCAAGCACCACUACAAGCAUGGUGACCACAUUAUGAUGAUGAGUCCAGGCAGGGUCGUAGGCAGCUUGGUAGCUAUAAAUCCCGACGGCACGCAAUAUGUCGAGCUUACGCGACCCUUCACGGGACCGUACGGAUUUUACGUCGCACAGGCAAACACCGAGGACGGCAUAGGCAUAUUCGUGUCGCGAUUUCUGCCGGAGCAUGGUAAGCUACUCAGCGGACUUCUGGAGGUGGGAGAUGAGAUACUGAGAGCUGACGGCCGAACGCUGCGCGGCAUGUCCCUUGAUGACGUCUAUCAGAUGCUGGAGGACAAGCAAACUAUCACGCUCAAGGUGCUUCCUUAUAAGGCGAGGCAAGACCACGUGUCUGUCGAUUUGUGAGGUGAGACGGGAGAACGUCUCUCUCUCUCU